This is a messenger RNA of Salvia splendens (bonfire salvia), 1178 nucleotides long. Its product is annotated as protein PTST, chloroplastic. The record is from RefSeq and is a predicted model, not a curated record. The coding region runs from base 72 to 920 and encodes 282 amino acids. NCBI's taxonomy places the organism in Eukaryota, Viridiplantae, Streptophyta, Magnoliopsida, Lamiales, Lamiaceae. The transcript is spliced from 9 exons.
GUCGUUUUUAAAAAAAAUGGAAAAAAGAAGAAAAAGAAAACAAUGAGACGCAUGAAAAUUAAUUUCGAAUUAUGGCUUUCAAUAAUUUAUUCAGCGUUGCAGCGCAACCGUCUUUAGCAAGGAUACCUAUGUUGAGAAUUGAUCAGUCUCCAGUGGAAAUGUGUGGCUUAAUUAAGCAGAAUCAGGGUUUGAUUGUUAAAGGCUUUGUUCAUAGUCGGCCUUCGAAGCUGUUCUGUAGUGCUGCUAGUUUGGAGGAGGAAUUUUGUGCAAUUCAAUCCAAUAAUUUCCCCAAUGGUGAGGAAUCCGAUGUCCAGCCUUUGCCGGAGGAGACGGUUCCUAGUAGCGAUGAGUUGAAGGCAUUACUUGCUGAUUCUCAAAGAGCAACACUAGUCAAGAAACUGAGCGAAGCAAAUCAACACAAUCGGUUUCUGAAACGCCAGUUACAAGUUAAGGAAGAUGAACUACUUGACUUCAAGGCUGAACUUGCAGUCAUGGAGUUUGAGGUUCAGGCUCUGCUUGGUUUGGCUGAAGAAAUCGCUAAUUAUGAUAUUCCAGUUGGAUCAAGAAAGAUUAAUGGGAAAUACAUUCAAUCGCACCUCCUCUUGAAACUGGAAGCUGUACAAAAAAGGUUGGCAGAACAGAUCAAGGAUGUGGAUGCUGCGCAGCCUCAAGAGGUUCAUUUAAUUUGGCAUGGUGUGGCAGAGAGCGUGCAAGUGAUGGGAUCCUUCGAUGGCUGGAGUCAAGGGGAACAUUUGUCACCAGAGUAUACAGGUUCAUAUACAAAAUUCUCAGCCACAUUGAUGCUAAGACCUGGAAGAUAUGAAAUCAAGUUCCUGGUGGAUGGUGAAUGGAAACUGUCGGCUGAUUUCCCCACUGCUGGUGAGGGGAUGAUGCAGAACAAUUUGCUGGUUGUCGAAUAACUGCGGUGUGUGCUGGAUCUCCAUUUAGGUGUUUCUUAGUAUCCCAUGAAGUGAAUUCUGUAGUGAAAUUCUAUUUUUGUGUUGAAUAGAGACGUUAAGACGCUCUCGUUUAUGCUGAUAUUUGAGGCUAAGUUUUGCUGAUAUAUGAAGUUUAUUCUCUCUUGAAAGAGGAGGGUUUACAAGAAAAUUGGAUUAUGUAAUUUUGUCAUGUUAGCUUUAAUAUACCUUAUUGAAAAUUAACACUCUUUUUUGUUUUUA